Molecule: messenger RNA, 3597 nt
Organism: Salvia splendens (bonfire salvia)
Lineage: Eukaryota; Viridiplantae; Streptophyta; Magnoliopsida; Lamiales; Lamiaceae
Product: putative late blight resistance protein homolog R1A-10
Exons: 3
Coding region: 564-3374 (936 amino acids)
Biological process (GO): defense response to other organism
Molecular function (GO): ADP binding
Source: RefSeq, a predicted model, not a curated record
AUCAUGUUUAUAUUUUUAACACACUACGUUGAUGAGUUAGCCAGUUAAGAAAAGCUAGCAUUAUAACGCAUCCCUUAUAUAAGAUCACAUUCUUUUUUUAAUUUUUCACAAUAGAAAAAAAAGAAGAAAUGAUAUUCAAUAGAAAUAGGUGUCCUUAACUGUAACGAGGAUCUAAUUUUGGCAGUGUCCUUAACUGUAACGAGGAUGUAUAUUUCACUUUCUUUUUCUCUUCUCUCAUACUUUAUUCACUUUUUAUUAUAAUACCCAAUUUUUCUAAUUAUCUUUUUAACUUUACUAAAUUUUAUUAAAAUUUGUAAAAUCCACAAAUGGAACUAUAUUUUGUGGGUCGAAAAAGUAAUUAAAUGCCUCAGUGUCCUCAGACAACUAGAUGAUUUAAUAAGAUAAGGUUUUCCAAUAAGAAAUCUCCACCACAACCUCAUUCUCCACCACCAUUGGUGAGAUCAAAUACCUAACCCCUUGUUUGAUAUGCAAAACUAAAGCUCUCUACUCCACUUUGCACCACUCCAUCACCAUUCACCACCACCAAUUUCCAUAUCAAAGAAAUGACGGCUUAUGGUGCUAUUUCUUCUCUUACUGAAACAAUGAGCAACAUUCUCCGUUGUUCUCGUUUUAGCCUUGAUGUUCGCUCUCAACAAAUCAUACAAGUCGUGAUCAUCGAGUUGCAGCCUUGGCGCCAAAUUCUGGAAAGAUUGGAUAAGACGAAGCCAAGGCUGAGCAGGAAGAAGGUGAAUGCUUUGGAUGGCAUAAUCAAAGAGGCAAUUUGGAAAUUCGAAGACUCAUUAGAAUCCCUUCUCACUCAACAGAUUCCUUCUCAACUCGAAACUCUUCCAGAGAUUGUCUCCACUGAUCUGCAGAGUCUGCAAAGUGACGUUGAUUCCUUGAUCCAGAAGCUCAAGGAAAUGGAGAAGGAGUACAUCUAUGAAGUGGAGAAUAUGCCUCAAGACGAACCUAUUUCCUCAUCAUUUGGUUUCCCUGGGACCAAUUCUAAGAUGAUUGGAUUAUCCGACCAAUUCCAACAACUCAAAACCGAUAUUCUGAGAGAUCACUUCGACUUUGGUUUCCGCUGGCUAGUUGGAACGGCCGGAGUUGGGAAGACAACUCUUGCUAUGCAAAUCUAUCAAGAUCCAGAAAUUCAUAGCAAGUUCGAAUGUCGCGCGUGGGUGACCGUUGGCCGAGUACCUCAACCGACCGUACAAAUUAUGCGAGGCAUUGUUUCUCAACUGUGUGGAAUUACUCAAGGAGAGGUUAAAAUAGAUUACAGGUUGGAAAAAAGAUUGCCUGACAAGCAUUGCCUCAUUGUGCUGGAUGAUGUUUGGGAAGAAGAAGAUGCAUGGGGUAGGAUGAAAUUUACCUUUCCUUACAUCCGAAAUCGAUGUAUUCAAGUCUUGCUUACUGGCCGACAUCGGAAAUUGAUGAAUGAUUAUAUUUUUACUGAUGGAUUUGAGGUGCGGCUUUUGAAUGAAGAAGAAAGCAUGGAGCUACUGUGUGAUAAGGUGUUUGGCGAUGAGAUUUGCCCUCCUCACCUUCACAAAGCUGCUGUCAAAAUCGCCAAGCAUUGCGAAGGUCUCCCCCUCUUGAUCGUUACUGUUGCUCACAUCAUUUCAAUAUCCGAGCAUAACAGAGACCCGGUCUACUGGAAUGGCGUGGCAGAAAGGCGAAAUUCAGUCUUCGAGGAUGCAUAUGAUGAAAUAUCCAAGGUACUUUUCCCAAGCUACGACUACUUGCCUCAAAAUCUUAAAAUGAUUUUUCUGUUUUUGGGAGUUUUCCCUCGGGAUUCCGACACCCCCACUUCCAAGAUCAUCACUAUGCUCAUGGCUGAGGGGCUGCUUUCAUCGUAUAAAUCGGGAUGUAAAUGUCUGAAAGAGCUAAAUUACGGCUACAGCCUUGUUUCACGCAUGUUGAGGACCGUUGAUAAAAGUUUUCUUGUUGAGUUUCAAGUUAGAGAGUUUAAAACUUGCUGGCUUCAUUCUUCAUGGCGGCACGUUUGUAGAGAAGAAGCUAGUAAGAACAAGUUUUAUCACGUCUUAAAUAAGUUAGCCGAUGCAGAAGAAGAAGUUCUAAAAGGUCAGCGCGGCUUGUGUCUCGAAAACAACAUUUUAUUUGGCAUCAAAGACUUUCGUGACUCGGUGUGGUUGAACUGUGCUUCCUUUGCGCGUUCUCUCCUUUGCUAUGGUCCUUACCACCAAUAUCCAAUUCCUAUAGAUGUCGGUUUCAUGUUGCUAAGGGAAAUAGAUGCCCUUACACAACGUUUCUAUACUUUCCCAAUAGAAAUUCUGACCUUAGUCCAACUAAAGUACCUUGCUCUAACUUGCAAUGGAGAAGUCCCUUCAACCAUUUCUAAACUUUUCAACCUUCGAGUCUUGAUUAUCCAUCCGCAUAUGAAAAUUAGACGUCGUGGAGCUCCUUCAUAUGUACCAAUACAGGUGUGGGACAUGCAAGAAUUAGAGCAUAUCGAGAUGUUAGGAAAAAGCCUUGUAGCUCCAUCUCAUGUUGUUUCUUUGAAAAAGCUCUCAACACUUGUCGGUGCGAAUGCUAGUAUUUGUACUAUCUUCAAACUCUCCCAAAGGAUUCCUAACAUAAAGAAAUUAGGAAUACAGAUUGAGCUGACGCCUUACGAGGAUCAUAACGAUCUUUUGAGUUGCUUUGAUUGCAUUUCAACACUAGAAAGCUUAGAGACUCUAAAACUCAGUAUCACAAAUCCAGUCAUCAAGAAAGGCCAUGUUUUCCCGGUGAUUGAUGGGGCAUUGAAGUUGCCAUGUCAUUUGAAAAAGUUACAUUUGAGUGGUAUGGGUUUUCCAUGGAAAUACAUGAAUGACAUUGCUUCUCUGCCAAAUCUUGAAGCUCUCAAAUUGCGAUCCUACGCCUUUCAGGGUUCACAUUGGAAUGUAAAAAAUGAUUGUUUUCGACGUCUUAAGUUUCUUCUUAUUGAAGAAAGUGAUUUGGUGCAAUGGAAAUCAAGACGCAGAAGCUUCUGCAAGCUUGCAGUCUUAAGCAUGAAACAUUGCUACAAACUUGAAAAUAUCCGCAUACCUUCUUUUUUUAAUCCCCAUGACCUAAAUGAGAUUGAAUUAGAGGAUUGCAAUCCUUUAGUUUUGAUUUGGGCCACCCAAUUACAACCAUGUUUCAGUUGUACGCUUAGUGUUACUUCCUCUUCUUCUUUUGAUGAGAAACCGACAACUAUCAAAUUUAAAAGGCAUGGAACUUAUGAUGAAUAUAAAGAUGAUCAUGAGGAGGAUGACGAAGAGAAUGAAGACGAAUAUACGUAUGAUCAAGAGUAUACAAAGGCGAGCGAUCAUGAGGAUACAGAGGCAAGCGCAAACGUCAAGGAGCAUGAGAGAUCUUUGAGGCUUUGAAUUUGCUGCUACAGAAGUGAUGCACGUGUUAUUCGAAGGAUGGUUUAUCUCGAUAAAUAUAAGAACUUUGUAGUGAUUUCUUGGUAUUUUGGUUUGAUUCCAAAUAAAUGAAUCAUGAUUGUUGUAUUACUAUUAUUUAGGGUUGUCACUUAAAUUUAAGAAUCGUACCUUGAGUGGAUUAUGUAUUGAUUCAAUGUUGUUUUGGGUUGGAUUUAAUUGAAAA